This is a messenger RNA of Prunus dulcis (almond), 900 nucleotides long. RefSeq lists its product as uncharacterized. The transcript has 3 exons. The record is from RefSeq and is a predicted model, not a curated record. Bases 1 to 900 code for a protein of 299 amino acids. Lineage: Eukaryota; Viridiplantae; Streptophyta; Magnoliopsida; Rosales; Rosaceae.
AUGUCGAACUUGGCAAAGCUCGAAUUUGUUGCACUUGACAUCUCUGGAAAGAACUACCUUUCAUGGAUCAAUGAUGCUGAGGUUCAUCUUGAGGCUAUGAACCUAAGGGAAACCAUUAAGGAAGGCAAUGAGGCAUCCUUGGUGGAUCGAGCGAAAGCCAUGAUUUUUCUCAAACGCCACAUCCAUGAAGGAUUGAAGUGUGAAUACCUUACGGUCAAGGAUCCGUUGGCCCUUUGGGGAAAUCUCAAGGAAAGAUAUGACCAUCAAAGGACGGUUAUUCUUCCUAAGGCUCGCCAUGAUUGGAUGCACUUGCGUCUACAAGAUUUCAAAUCAAUGGCUGACUAUAAUUCUGCUCUAUUCAGAAUUAGCUCCAAGUUACGACUUUGUGGAGAGAAUAUAACUGAUGCAGACCUAUUGGAGAAAACUUUCACCAUAUUUCAUGCCUCCAAUAACCAUCAGUCCCGUCCAACUAGAUUUGCACUACUCCAUGAAGUGAAUGCUGCCUUGGCACCAUCUCAUGAGGCAUAUGCUACCUCAUCACAUGGCGACCGUCGUCGAGGACGUGGUCGUGGUAGGGCACGCUUUGCGGACUGUCACUAUAAUGAGACAUUUUUCCCGCCGUUAAGGGGAGAAAAGAUCGUUCCUGAAGAACAUCGUGAAUUAGGUUGGAACAUAUCCAUUAUGUCUCAUCUUGACCCUCGUACAACUCAAAGUGAAAAUGAAGUACAAAAGAUUGUCCACCUUCAGCAAAUUGCUAAUCAAAUGCCAAAGGCAUUCACUGACAUAGGAAAAGUGACAAAAUCACAUAUACCUGAAGCAAAUACACCAGCAAGGAUUGAUAUCCCAAUCAGAUUAACCAAUGUUGCAGCAAAUGAAUCAUCUACUGCACGGCUGAAGUGA